AUGGCGAUCCGGCGGGCCCUCGUCCUCCCCCUCGUCCUCGUCCUCCUCCCUGCACUGAUCUCGGUGACCCGGGCCUUCUCGGCAGAUAGCCCGACGGAUCGCCGGCUCCUGGUCCUGGUGGACGACCUGGCCGUCCGCUCUUCACACUCCAUCUACUUCCGGUCGCUCGAAUCCCGGGGCUAUGACCUCCAGUUCCGGCUCGCUGAUGACCCCAAGCUAGCUCUGCAGCGCUACGGCCAGUACCUCUAUGAUGGGCUCGUCUUGUUUUCCCCCUCCGCCAAGAGUGAGUCAUACAUUUGGUACCUUCCUCUUUUUCCCUAGCUGUAUAACGCUGGGGCAUUGUGGCGGUGUUCUAUCGAUCUGAUCUCGUUUUGCUCUUUGGAUCUUUCUCCAUGUAUGUUUCUUUCCCAUAAAUUUGUGGUUUGAUGAAUCCACUGUUGAUCUCUGUUUCUUUCCAUGUACGAACAUUUUCUCACAUUAUAUCUUGUGGAAUUUACAUUUACGAUAUAGAUGCGUCAAUUGAAGGGGAAUUUGACCAUAUUUUCGUAACCCUGUACUCUGUGGUAUCUUUGUCAGAGUUUGGUGGCUCUGUGGACCUUACGGCGGUGUUGGAUUUCGUGGAUUCGGGGCAUGACUUGAUCUUGGCGGCGGAUCCAUCCGCAUCAGACUUGAUCCGGGAUAUUGCCACAGAGUGCGGUGUGGAUUUUGAUGAGGCAGGGGGAGAAGAUUUAUUUCGUAUCAGUAUUGCACUUUCUACUUUGAUGCACUAUGAUCGGCAUGAUCAUAAGGAAAACUUCUCGUUCGAUUUCAGGAUCCUGCCUCAGUGGUUGUUGAUCAUGUUGGCUAUGCAGUAUCAGAGACUAAUCUGGAUCAUACGCUGAUUGCUAGUGAUGACUUCAUUCAAUCUGAUGUCAUUUUGGGCUCAGAGAAGAUCAAGGUAGACAUUCAUCCAUAUCUACUUUUGUCUCAUAUGGGUAUUUUUACUAUCAUCUGCCCUUUAUUUCUUUGUUUUUAAGAAGUUGUCUCAUCUUGGCUGCUAUUUAUUUUUGAAAAGAUCUCGCUUCGUCUUUGGGGGACUUCAGGACGCUCUCUGUCUAGGUUCAAUGCAUCUUAUUCUAACUAUUUAGUGUUCUUGUCUUUUAGAUUCUCGCAGAUUCUGGUCAUGGAGUUGGUUUCCAGUGUCGUCCAAGGCCAUAAAUCAUUGACUACAAUAGUAGUUGGUAUUGAUGUAGUCUAGGCUGUCAUGUGUUAGAAACACUGUUGAUUUCUCAAAUACUUGAACCAUCAUUUGACCAGAUUUUUAGGUAGGAUGGAUACUUGAAUCCAUGAAUGUGAAGUAAUCAAAAUGCAGCUGCGUCUGAUUGAAGAUUUUUAUAAAUUGAAAAAUGAUGGAAAUCAUAAAGACAAUGUAAAUGGUUGAUGUUUGUCUAUACAUGGUGUCUUUUCCAUGCCAUAUUUCUAUUAUACAACACAGUUUUGAGAGCUCCGUGGAUGUUUUUAUAUUAUUCUCUAUUUACUUGUUUCUCUUAAAGUUUGCAAGUGUUAAAAAUGCUUUCAGAGCUUGUUAUCUCAUAGUUUUUGAAAAAUUUAAAGUUGAUGAUGAUUGAAGGAAAAUAGACUAUGCUGUACUAUACUUUUAUGGUCACUUGACACCUACAUAUAACUGGUCGUCUAUAUGGCAUCCACAGAAUCUUUUCUUGUUGUGAGUGAUGAUUCUUUCAAUUGGGUGUGUGAUCAUACACGUCUUUGUCAACACGUUUGGUUUGGUUUUGUAUUAUUUUACAAUAGUUAUAAUUGACCUAUAUUAUACUCACAUCUUAUUGGCCAUGUAAGGGUUAUAUUUCGUAUUUUAGUAGACUAGUUACUUGCAUUCAACUGCCUGAUCACUAAUGUGUGAAUCAUUCAUUGAUGGUUACUUCUUUUUGCGGUUGGGAAGGAAGUAGUUUCUAGGAAGUAGACUAUCCUAGUGAUAGUUGUCCUUGAUAAGAAAGGGGCAAAAAAAUUAACUACAAAGGUGUUGAAGAAAAUAGUUAGGUCCAAAAGUGAAAAAAGGAAACCAUUCUUCUUGUUAUCCCCAUUAAUGUCGAAAAUUGGUCGACUUUUUGAGCUUCAUUAGGGUUCUAUGUUGUCUUUGGCCUUCCAGUUUGGAAAUCUCCGAGUUUUCUUACGUAUAAUUGGAGGUAGCUGAAUACGAGUUGAACCAUUUGGUUCAUGGAGCCCUAUAUCCAACACUUUAGGUGUCAUCAUGUUCUGUGUGGAGAAAAAUGCUCCGCAUCUUGAUGUAAAGAAGACGGAAAUGUAGAAAAAUAAUUUCAUCUCAAAGCUGAAAGUAAUUUUAUCUGGAUGUAAAGAUGCUCCCUGGAACAUAGUUGAGAGUGGUGGAGUUAACUACAAACUAAUCAUCAACCAUCUGCCUUACAUAAUACAUGUGUCACGGCUUCAAUUCUAUGUUGAUAAAUCCCUAGUCUUCAACAUUUUUAGAUUAGUGAAUAUGUCGUACUCUUCACACCAAACGAAAGUCAGUAAUCCCUAAAGUCAUCCUUUCAUCGUAUGUUAAAGGGGCUUUUACAUAUUCGUAUGAAGAUGAAUCAUUGUUAUUCACAUGAUGAUCAGCUGAUUGUCGAUAUCUUCAGUUGUUUAUAGAGUGGACAAUUCUUUUAUACAUUCCUCAGUUGAUUAUAGAUUGGAUAAUCGUUUUUUAGAUGUUUUCCGAGUCAUCCUAUUCGACCUAUGAAAUUUUAAUCAACCAAUGAACUCCUCUGUUUAGUAUUAUUGAAUUAUUUAUUUUUAUCUCCUUUUAAUUGCACCAACUGCUUUGCUUCUAUAUUUAAACCAAAGAUUACAAUAUGCUUACAAUAGGAACCUGAUUGCACUAUGUUCAGUUGUUCUCAAUAUUUAUUCUUUAUUCACUUAUAGUGAAUAACAAAGAUGAGUGAAAUAGAGGUUAAAAGCAAGCCAUCAUCUUGUUCUUACAGAACGUGUCUUCCAACUGUACUACGUUAAAAUUACUUGUAUAAUGUUCUCUCCAAAUUGAUGAUGCAGUGCCCUUUCAAGCGUAGCAUUAUUCUCACUGGUGGUAAUCGUAUAUAUGUGGAGCAGGUUCAAACUAGACAGUUUUGGGAAAAACUGAAAUCUAUAACCCAUCUCAUGAGAUAAUUGGAAAUAUUUUGGAGAGACUUGUUUAGCUCAAGCACAGAAAUCCUGUAUUUAAACAGUAUCUGAUGAAUUUUACAUGAACAACUCUUAAUAAAUAUGUACCAUGCCAUGCACAAAGGAAAAUACAAUUCAACUUUUCAGCUGGUUGGAGCCUGGUCAAUCUUGUGAACCAUGACCAAGUUCAAGCCAAAAAAAGUUAUGCUACUUUUCAAUAGGAUGUUUUGGCUUUUGUGUUGGGUUAAUGUGGUGGAAAAAUUCUACUUCUCUUUUCUGUUCCGUCAUUAACCUACUCAUUGAAAGCAGUAUUUAUUACAGAUUAAAAGAAAAAGUGUUUCCGUAAACUUGCCCCCAUAAUUGUCAUGACAUGCCUGAAGUAAAUAAUUUUAUAUUUUUUUAUUGCUUGCGUUCUAUCAACUUUUGUUUACUCUGUUGUUUUGUUUCUUAUUCAGCCACUGAUCUCACUGUAAAAUAAAUCAUGCAGGCCCCUGUGCUUUUUCGUGGGAUUGGCCAUUCCUUGAAUCCUACCAAUACUAUGGUGAGAUCUUCUAUUUUCUAUUUUUAUGUUUGUUUCAUUUUUCAAACAUGAAGGACUUUUAGAUGCAAUCGAAUUUGUCCUAUUUUAUUCGUUAGCUCAGUAGGCUGCAUUCGUUUCACCCUCUCAUGGUUUAAUAUGUUUAUUUCACAGGUUGUGAAAGUCCUAUCUGCCUCUCCUUCAGCAUAUUCUGCAAAUCCAAAGACUAGGCUGUCAAAGGCCCCAUCUCUUACUGGAUCUGCAAUUUCGUUAGUUUCUGUUGUGCAGGUAGUAUUGGGCUUCCUUUCAGUUCUUUUGUGGAAUAAUCUUUUUUUAUCAUUUUUUAAAUCACCAUAGAAACUUUUCGGAUCUCCGGAUUUAUUUUGGAAAGAGUCUUUCAUACGUGUUAGUUGGGUUACUUUAUUUCUGUAGUCAUUGCUGGGCCUUCAUGUAGUCAUUGAUAAAGGUUCGUGUCUCGCUUGGUUUUCGUAAUUAGGAUCGUCUAUCAUUUGUUAGCACUUCUGUUGCUGUAGACAUGAUAAUAGAACUUCGAAGUGGUGCACCGUUGCAACCAUGCCAUAAGUUAACUCAGUUCAAAUGAAAGUACCAGUGCCUCUUUUAGAUAGUUCUAUUUUCCAGUUUAUGCCAGUUGCUGACUUAUUUCCUUUACAGUUUAGAUCACGUGUUUUGGAAAAUUCAAUGAGGUUGUUUAUAGAUUUUACUGAAUCGCAGUCAUACUCCUAUAUUUGAACAAUGGAAAUGCAUGAGUAAAAAUUUUAGAUAAUUUGAUCCUCCCAGAGCUUACUUGACUAAUCUCGGACCAACAGAUCUUAUCUAGAAUCCAGAAUUUGUCAAAGUUUCUAAUCUUAAUAUAUUCUUCUAGUAUAUAGAAGGGAAAAAUAAUUCAUCUACUUUCUGUUCAGAAUGCAUUAAGGGUUACGACAGUGGAUUUUUUUGCCUCGGUAAAUGGUUGUUGGUUAGAAGAUUACUCUGAUUUAAACUGUUGGUAUUUAGUUGAAUGCAUUUCUUUUCUUGUUGUCAGAAAAGUUUGGUUGGGUUAUGCUCAAAUGAUUUUGUGAGUGGCAAUAACUAGUGACAGAAGCACUGUCAAUCCACUGUCGUUGUCAGGCUGCAUUAUGUUUCUUAUUUGAAUAGUCAUUUUGCUUGAAUCCAGCAUUUCCUUCAUUUGACGUUGACUUACAUAUCUAAAACUGAUACAAAGAUAUAACUUUAUAUUCGCUAAUAUCAAUGGCGUUUUCAUCUGACAUUUACCCUCUGUAUAGAUCUUGCCUGUUUAAAGAUUUUAGAUCAUUGAUAAUUUGAUGUGCUACCUUUAUUCCACAGGCGAGGAACAAUGCUCGAAUAUUAAUUUGUGGUUCUCUGGACCUGUUUAGUGAUCGGUAUUCUCUUCUUUCAUUUUCUAUUGAGUUUCCAUAAAAUCACCAAUCCACUUAUAAAUGUGCGAAACACUGUAAUCAGGUUUUUCAAGUCUGGUGUGGAGAAGUUCAAGAGUUUAACAAAGUAAGUGAAUCUUCAUCACUUAUUCAAUUCCAGUUGCUUUUUUCAAAGUGGUUUGCUCAAUAUCUUUCCUACUGUCCAUUGAAAAUCUUGUCGUACCUUGAUUUAAUCUGGUGACUUUUCCUUUAUGCGUGAUGCCUUUGGAUAAUUCAUUAUUACGCACACGUUUCUAUGGAAGUUAAUCAAUGAAGUUCUGCAAUUGAUCUUGUUUCCUCUUUGCUCUCAUGACGUCAAUUGUCAGAAAUGACCUUCCCUUCUCUUGGAAGGGUAUUGAAUUUCUUGGUGGCAGUUGAAACUCGCCAUCUCCCCUCAAAGUAUAAAGUUUUCUCCUUGGGAUUUGUGUUUGGAUAUGGGGAUGCAACCAAUAAUAGCCCAAAUCAGUGGAUUUGGAUUGGAGUUGGUUGAUUUCAAAAAUAUGUUUAUAAUGCCUUGGGCAACAACGUCAUGUUCCAGAUUGUGCUGAAUUUAUGAUGGAGUGGAACAUUUCUUGCCCAGCUUGUAGUUUCUCUCCUUCUGAUCUGUCAGUUGAUUGUAAGAUAAACCUGAUAUCCAUCGAGAUUAAUUUUCCUGCGGAAUGUUUUCAGGCAUGAAAAAUCCGGCAAUGAGCAAUUUGCAGUUGAAAUCAGCAAAUGGGUUUUCCACGAAAGGGGCCACCUCAAGGCAAGACAACUCUAUUUCCUCCACACCGUUGAAUAUGCGGAUUUCUCUACCACCUUCUUAGUGGCAUUUUACGUCGUUAGCUGCCAUGAAAAAAUUAGUUGAUACGCAGUUGUAGACAAUUUUCCUACUGGAAACCUGGAAAAACACUGCAAAUAAUGUGGGCAGUUUUAUUGCGACAUUCUAGGCUUAAAGUAUCAUAUGUUCUCACCAGGCCAUCAAUGUCAGGCAUCAUAAAGUUGGCGAAGUUGCAGAGCCCCCAAUGUACCGAAUCAAAGACGAUCUGGUAAUUACUCUCGAAUUUUUAAUUUCUCCAGAGAAACUGUUGUAGAUCUCACGCAGUGAUCGAGAGGGUGAUGCGAUGGAGGCGGCAAUUUCUCUCUCACACUUCUUCUCUUCUGGUUGAAGGAGUACUCAGUUGAGAUUUACGAGUGGUCUGGAACGAGCUGGAAGCCCUAUGUUGCUGAUGAUGUUCAGGUCCAGUUCUACAUGAUGAGUCCCUACAUCUUGAAGACCCUAUCGAAUGAUCAGAAGGUACAAUCAGAAAAGCACCUACCGGUCAUCUGGAAGUCGCACGUAUUGGAAGAUAAAACCCACCCUGUGACCAAACGUCCGACCCACCCUCUUCUCCCUUGCAGGGGCUUUACUCGGCAUCAUUCAAGGUUCCUGACGUCUAUGGGGUCUUCCAGUUCAAGCUGGAGUACCAAAGGCUGGGAUACAGCACCCUAUCUCUCUCAAAGCAGGUAUGGCAACCCACCCUACACGCCUAUUCCUCCAGAGCGUCUUGGAUAGAGUUUCUCUGCAGCUGACGCACCUUACCCUUUGAGUUGCAGAUCCCCGUCCGUCCGUUCAGGCACAACGAGUAUGAGAGGUUCAUACCAGCUGCUUACCCCUACUAUGGGGGAUCAUUCUCUACGGUGAGUGCACUGCUUAGGUGUUAAUGUUCUGGAUGAGCUUGUUAAAUUGGAGAUACCUCUAAAGAAAGCCUCCUCUUGCCUUGCAGAUGGCUGGGUUCUUUCUCUUCAGCGUUGUGUACCUGUACAACAAGUAA
Spirodela intermedia is the source of this 6893-nucleotide messenger RNA. The record is from the annotation of a GenBank genome assembly. Lineage: Eukaryota; Viridiplantae; Streptophyta; Magnoliopsida; Alismatales; Araceae.